CCUCACACAACAUGAUCUUCCUACGAGAAUAAAAGAUACAUUUUUGACAUCAUCAUGGCCAGCUCAGGGAGAAAUCAUCUCGGAUCCUCUUCGGCUGCGUCAUCAUCAUCUCAAAGCUCUGACAGCGAACACAUAGAUUCAAAUGUCAACACACAAGGAUCGUCUAGCUUGCUAGAUUUGAAGAGGAUAUAUGAACAGCGACGGAUACGGCAUAUCGUUUGUAUUCUCGUACGAAAUUUGGAAUUGCCAGACCUCAAAACAAAUCGACAUCGUCAAACGCCAUUGCGACCUACAGCUCAUCGAUCGAUCAGUAUAACGAGCAAUCAUAGCACGCACACACUAAAGCGCACUCCCUCUAAUCGCACACUAAGAGCAUCUGUUCGAAGAAGGGCAUCUUCCGUUGCCUCAAUCCCGCAUACCGACGAUGAAGAUGAAGAUCGACAAAGACCAUCCAGAACAUAUCAACCUCCAUCACUAUUUCUACCUUGGGAUACUGAUUCAUUGCGAAGGUCCAUCAAUGCUCGAUUUACGUAUGCAUUUGUCUCUUUUGCAGAUACCAAAAACUCUCGAAUAAUCUAUCGAACGCCGGUCACGAGAAAAUCUGGCCUUCAUCAUGCUUGGGGAAAUACUUCAGGCUCAGAUAUCGAAUCAGAUGGUAUUGAUCUUUCCCAACUGACAAAUGAGGAUGGAUCUCAAAGUCAUUUGCGCAUAUCACUCUGGGCUGCAACACAAUUGGCUGUAGAGUCUAUGCCUUCAGAGCACGAUGCGAAACGUAUCAUUGAACCUGGCUCGGAAGAAAGUAGCGGCUUUCAGCUUGUCUGGGAGAGGGAUGUGAGAUUGCAGAGCCUACACAAAGUUGAGAAAGAGCUAUCGAACGUCUCCCUGACGCUUCCGGAGAAUUCAAUGAUCUUGGGGAUGCGCUUGCCUCUUGCACAGGUACACGUUGCUGAGACAGAUUCAGGGGAUCAAGCACAAGAUGGCAAAACUCGAGAUGAUACCGGAAAGACUGGCAUAUCAAAGAGCGGAAGUGUGACACAGUAUUAUGUCGUGUUACCUCAAAUCGAGGUCGGUCAAGACCUUUCAGAGAGUGGAGGAGAAGUGCCGCUGGAGAAAAGUUUGAUCAGAAAGCUAUUGAAAGAAGGAACCUUGAAACGUGGCUAUGAUAUCGCAGACAUACUACAAGUCCUUCAAUUACAGCGUCAAAUGUUGGAGGAAAAGGAAGGCAUCGACAAUGCAGGUUCAGGUUGCUCUUCCAUCCUCACUGGAAAGGAAGAUAGCGGUGUGCAUCGGAUAGUACAGCUAGGAGAAGAUAAGGAGCGCCAACGGGUCCUGCUUGCCAAACGAGAUGCUACACGAGAAAUUGUGAAACAAAAGAGGAGAGAGAUUCACGAUCGUAAUGAAGCUUUGCAUCGUCGUCGUGCCCGACUAGAGAUCGCAAGAAGACUAUUGACGAAUCGACAAAAAGUGUAUGAAGAAUUGCGAAAGAAGAUGACACAAUUAUCCAAAGUUCGUCUGAAUAUCGAAGCAAAGAUUUAUGCACGUAGGGUCGUCAUGCUUCGUCAAGUGGAGUAUAUUUAUCCGAUUGAUCUGAUCGAUGGUGCUCAACUUUUAUUUGGGAUAGUGGAUAUUCCUCUGAUGAAUCGUGAUGGAAAUGAAGACAAUCAUACAGACAAGGAGAAAAGAAGUAACGUAAAAGUGGAUCAGAGUGAUGAUAUCGUUAGUAGUGCUUUGGGAAUGGUUGGUCAGAUGGUGGCAUUGAUCAGUGCGUACACUGAUGCUCCUUUGCAUUAUCCAAUCGCAACUGCUGGUAGUAGAUCUGUGAUUCAGGAUGGGAUCAGUGUGAUGAGUGGACCAAGAGCAUUUCCGCUUUAUUCAAAAGGCGUUGAACGGUAUCGGUAUGAAUACGGUCACUUUCUCUUGAACAAGGACAUCGAACAACUAAUGAAUCAUGCCGGCAUCACAAUCUUGGAUAUUCGCAAUACUUUGCCUAAUUUGAAGAAUCUGAUUGUUACACUCACAGCUUCUAGUCAGGUGAACAGUAAGCUAUCUCGACGUCAUCAUAUCGGAUCAGAAAUGAUUUCUUUGCCAAACACCAAAGCGGAGAGCUUGGGGAUCGGCAGACCGACAGGUCCAGCGAACGACAAGCAUCAACAAGGCGAUCAGAUCGGGUACGGAGCAGUUGUGGAAAAUCAAUCCAUUUUAGGACAUUCAAAACGGUCAACGGCAGGAUCGAGAUGGGGAAUGUCGCUUUUAGGAUGGGGCUCAUCAGCGAAUGCAGGGGCGUCCAGUCCGUCUAAAUCACCACAUCAACAAAUGUCUAAUGAGACACAAAAUAAUGUGCCAACCGUACGAACUCUAGGAAGAAGCGGAUAAUCAUGUAAUCGUACCGUAUACCCGGGUAAUCUUUCAAAAGCAUGCGUUUAUAGAAAUGAGAAUGU
This is a messenger RNA of Meira miltonrushii, 2438 nucleotides long. RefSeq lists its product as uncharacterized. Gene Ontology annotation, cellular component: endosome; lytic vacuole. Gene Ontology annotation, biological process: SNARE complex assembly. The record is from RefSeq and is a predicted model, not a curated record. NCBI's taxonomy places the organism in Eukaryota, Fungi, Basidiomycota, Exobasidiomycetes, Exobasidiales, Brachybasidiaceae. Bases 55 to 2373 code for a protein of 772 amino acids. Gene Ontology annotation, molecular function: SNARE binding. The transcript is spliced from 3 exons.